AUGCGCACCUCGGGAAGGCACCGCCCAGAACCCGCCGCCGCUGUCGAGAUCCCGCAAAGUGGGGCGCAGGCCACCAGGACCACUUCCGGACUUCAGGUACGAAGUUCGCUCCGGCUGGCUCCUGGGAGGACUUGGGGCUGUAGAUACUGAGGAUUUUUCAGUGUUGCCUCCUUUUCAGGGCCAUCGUCUCCUCCUGUGCCCCGGAUUUCCUCCCCAAAGACCCUUCCGCACAAAGUUGUCCUUUCUCCCUUGCUCUACGACUGCAGCCUUGCCAAUGGACCUUGUUGGUUUUGGUUAUGCAGCCUUUGUGACAUUUGGAAGUAUUGUGGGAUAUAAGCGGAGAGGUAGUAUUCCGUCUUUGAUUGCUGGUCUCUUUGUUGGACUUUUGGCUGGCUAUGGAGCUUACCGUGUCUCCAAUGACAAGCGAGAUGUGAAAGUGUCUCUGUUUGCAGCUUUCUUUCUGGCCACCAUAAUGGGUGUGCGGUUUAAGAGAUCCAAGAAAAUAAUCCCAGCUGGGCUGGUGGCAGGCUUAAGUCUCAUGAUGAUUCUAAGACUUGUCUUACUGCUGCUCUGAGAAUCCGGAGGAACUGAAAGCUGAAUUGACGUCAUUCUACACUAACGGGCAGAACACACUCUUGGAACUCAGAAGAUAAAUUUCAGUAUGGAAUGUUAAGUGUCUUAUUUAAUACUAGAAACAAAAGAAAUACUGUCACCUCUUAUAUGAACACUAGUCUGAGGUGUUGUUUGUUUUGUUUUUGAACAAAACUUUGUUUUCUAAUUGUCAGGUACUGUUUUCAUUAAAGGUAUUUAAUAGCCUUGCCA
Messenger RNA from Myotis brandtii (Brandt's bat), 822 nucleotides. It is a transcript of the gene TMEM14A, whose product is annotated as transmembrane protein 14A. NCBI's taxonomy places the organism in Eukaryota, Metazoa, Chordata, Mammalia, Chiroptera, Vespertilionidae. The transcript is spliced from 6 exons. Gene Ontology annotation, cellular component: mitochondrial membrane. Bases 275 to 574 code for a protein of 99 amino acids. Gene Ontology annotation, biological process: regulation of heme biosynthetic process. The record is from RefSeq and is a predicted model, not a curated record.